This is a messenger RNA of Vollenhovia emeryi, 2448 nucleotides long. RefSeq names its product paraplegin (gene Spg7). Gene Ontology annotation, biological process: protein-containing complex assembly; mitochondrial protein processing. Lineage: Eukaryota; Metazoa; Arthropoda; Insecta; Hymenoptera; Formicidae. The record is from RefSeq and is a predicted model, not a curated record. Bases 68 to 2371 code for a protein of 767 amino acids. The transcript has 9 exons. Gene Ontology annotation, molecular function: ATP hydrolysis activity; ATP binding; ATP-dependent peptidase activity. Gene Ontology annotation, cellular component: membrane; m-AAA complex.
UGACGUCACCCUAAAGAACAGACUUAAGAACAGACCUGAGAGAUGUGAACCCUGUGAAGUUUGAAUCAUGCAGAACCUAACCAAGUGUCCCAAGCGAUAUUACGUAGUGCCAAGUCGGAUAUUCAAUUUUCCAUCCAAAAGCGCUUAUUUCUCAAAGGAAAAACUCCUUGUCAACGUUAAACACUCAAGUUACGCGUGUAAUAAUGGAGCUCACAGGUUACUUGUUCCCACGUCUUACCAUGCUUACAAGAAGCUCCGCAGAGAAUUGCACGCCAUACAAUCGGCAUUGUUGUGCGGUGGCAAAGUCAGCUUUUCUCCGAGACUUGACAGCGUCGUAUAUUUUAAUACCACGUCCAGUAAUUUCAACGAACAAUCGGCAAAGAAAUCGGACUCAGAAAAUCCAGAUAAGAGACCCGACGAAAAUGAUAUGAAAUCAGUUCUUACUAAGUUUUCCAUAUUGUGUAUGAUAUUGUACGUUGGUCUAAUUGUAUUGAGACAACAAUCGCGUACAGAACCUACUGCUUCUAUUUCCUGGAAUGAAUUUGUAUACGACAUGUUGAAGAAGGGAGAAGUCCAGACAAUUAUUAUAAAUCCUGGUAUCGAUCAUGUUAUAAUUGUGGUGCACGAUGGUGCUAUCGUUAAAGGAAAGAGAAGCAUGUAUAAGAACUAUCUCAUGGCUGUUCCGAGCAUUGAAAAUUUUGAAGAGAAACUGAGGAAGGUGGAGCAGAAGCUCGGCAUAAAAGCCGGCCAAGGAGUACAAGUGAUUUACGAGAGGAAGAUGGAAUAUAUAGCAGCUAUCAUGAAAAUUGCGCUUAUUGUGCUGAUAAUUGCCACCGUUCUUAGUUUCGUGCUAAAACGCUUUUCCUUCAAACCUUUCGAGUUUUUCUCGCAGAUGAAACAGGCGAAAUUUACCCUAGUCGACCCAUUGGUGGGAAAGGGUAAAGGUGUACGUUUCGCGGACGUGGCUGGACUAAAGGAGGCUAAGAUAGAAGUGAUGGAGUUUGUUGAUUAUCUGAAAAAGCCGGAACGGUACAAACUGUUGGGCGCUAAAAUACCGCAAGGUGUUUUGCUCCUGGGACCUCCUGGAUGUGGCAAAACGUUACUGGCUAAAGCUGUAGCGACUGAAGCGAGCGUUCCUUUCCUGUCCAUGAACGGCUCCGAAUUCAUUGAGGUGUUCGGUGGCUUAGGUGCCGCCCGAGUCCGGGAUUUGUUCAAAGAAGCUAAAAAGAGAGCACCAAGUAUUGUAUAUAUCGAUGAAAUUGACGCGAUUGGUAAGAAACGUUCGGAGGGCUCGCUCGGGGUUUCCGACAGUGAAUCUGAACGAACGUUGAAUCAACUUUUGGUAGAAAUGGACGGAAUGAUAGCAAAGGAGAACGUUAUUAUACUGGCCUCGACGAACAGGUCAGAAGUGUUGGACAAGGCGUUAUUGAGACCCGGCAGAUUUGAUCGGCACAUUUUAAUCGAUUUCCCCACGUUGGAGGAGAGACAACAAAUCUUUGAGACCCACUUGAAAAAAAUAUCCUUACAAGACAAACCUUCGAAAUAUUCGGGAUACUUGGCUUAUCUUACAUCCGGUUUUAGUGGUGCUGACAUAGCAAACGUUUGCAAUGAAGCUGCGCUACACGCCGCGAGGGAUAAGAAGAAGCAAGUAGACAGCAGCGAUCUUACGUACGCGAUCGACAGAACGAUCGGUGGUUUGACAAAGAUAAAUAACCCGUUAACACCGUCCACGAAGCGGAUCAUCGCCUAUCGCGAAGCCGGUCAUGCGUUAGUGGGCUGGUUAUUGGAGCACACCGACGCCUUGCUCAAAGUAACCAUAGUGCCACGAACCAACUCAAAACUGGGAUUCGCGCGGUACACGAAAACCGAUCACAAGCUCUACAGCAAGGAACAACUCUUCGAGAAAAUUUGUAUGACGAUAGGUGGUCGCGUCGCAGAACAUGUGACAUUUGAUAAAAUCACAACGAGCGCCAAAAACGACUUGAAGUUCAUAACAGAAAUGGCAUAUCACCAGGUCCAACAAUACGGAAUGAGUCCGGCUGUGGGUUUGAUUUCUUUCGAAGAAGAGCAUACUAGCACGAAAACUAAGAAGCUGUAUAGUAAAAAGCUAGGUAAUUUAAUGGACGCCGAAGUAAGAAGAAUAAUAGGGGAAGCAUACGAACGAACUCGACAAUUACUGUUGGAUAAUAAAGACAAAUUAGAUACACUUGCGGAAGCUCUACUAAAAAGGGAAACAUUGUCGUACGACGACGUGGAAAAAUUAAUUGGGCCGCCGCCGUAUGGAAAGAAGCGACUUGUAGAACCAGCAGAAUUUGAAAAUUCUGAUCCAGUUAGGGAAUCCCCGUCAGCAGCCGGAGAACCGGCAAAAUAAAAAAUAUAUUUUUUUGUAGAUAUUUGUAUUCUGUAUAGACAUUAGCAUAAUAAAGUAUAUACUGGUUUGUGACUUUC